AUGCCUGUGUCGUGGCAAGUGAAGCAGCAAUCGGCCGCGGUGCAGUACACUGUCGAGGACGAAUUCGUAGAGGCCGCUGUGGGUGUCAAGGAGCUCAUUGGGGGGCGCAAACUUUUGGAAGAGAUUGGCGUGCAGGUAGAGCUGCCAAUGAAGGCGCUUGUCUACAAUUAG
This is a messenger RNA of Peronospora matthiolae, 171 nucleotides long. The record is from the annotation of a GenBank genome assembly. NCBI's taxonomy places the organism in Eukaryota, Oomycota, Peronosporomycetes, Peronosporales, Peronosporaceae.